AUGGGCCCCUGUACCGCCUCCUCAUGCUGCUGCCAGGCCCGUAAUCUGCCAUGGGCCCCCGUACCGACUCCUCAUGCUGCUGCCAGGCCCGUAAUCUGUCAUGGGCCCCUGUACCGCCUCCCUCCUCAUGCUGCUGCCAGGUCCAGAGUGUCUCAUGGGUCCCUGUACGGCCUCCCAUUGCUGCUGUCUCCAUCGCCACACUCUGCCAUGUGCCACUUUCAGGUCUCCUCACACUGCUGGUGGGUUCCAUUUUGUCAUAGGGUGCUGUAUGGCCUCCCAUUGCUGCUGCCUCCACCGCCACACUGUGGCUCCACACUCUGGUUUUGGCCCCGUGACUGCCCAAAUGAGUGAAGUGUGCGGUGUGCGGUGAUUCUAAGAUCGACGGCACUCAUCUGCAUGUCAUACUGACUGACAGUAUUAUUUCUCUUCCCCAGCAGACUCCAAGGGCAUUUAAAUUAAAGGUACAGUGUUCUGCACUAAUAUAA
Staurois parvus is the source of this 485-nucleotide messenger RNA. NCBI's taxonomy places the organism in Eukaryota, Metazoa, Chordata, Amphibia, Anura, Ranidae. The record is from the annotation of a GenBank genome assembly.